Messenger RNA from Cyphellophora attinorum, 312 nucleotides. RefSeq lists its product as uncharacterized. The transcript has a single exon. The record is from RefSeq and is a predicted model, not a curated record. Bases 1 to 312 code for a protein of 103 amino acids. Lineage: Eukaryota; Fungi; Ascomycota; Eurotiomycetes; Chaetothyriales; Cyphellophoraceae.
AUGAACUGCUUCGCGGUUGAAAUGAUACAGCACCCGUUUCUAUUCACGAAUAUGCUAGCCGCUGUUGUGAUCGAUCAAGUUGGUGUUAAGGGUCUGAUCGUGCCAAAUGAGACGACAGACCGAGAGGUGAACAAGUUGAAAGGCUUUGGUAGGACGGUCGUGAAGAGCGAUGUGCAGAAGGUCAUGCUCUGCGAGAAGGACGGGCGAUGCAGGGAGCUAAAGGAAGGUGAGCUGGAAGGCUGGGACGUUGUCGACUUUGAGGAGGAUGGAGGUGAGGAGAAGACGGAGUCGGCCGGCGCACCGCAAUCCUAG